Molecule: messenger RNA, 429 nt
Organism: Nicotiana tabacum (common tobacco)
Lineage: Eukaryota; Viridiplantae; Streptophyta; Magnoliopsida; Solanales; Solanaceae
Product: secreted RxLR effector protein 161-like
Source: RefSeq, a predicted model, not a curated record
AUGGAGAAUGCAAAGCCUACUGGAACUCCAAUGAGUCCAACAACUACACUUGAAGAUGACAAUAAAGGAAAAAGUGUGGAUGAAACAAUGUAUAGAGGAAUGAUUGGAUCUUUACUAUAUCUCAUGGCUAGUCGACUAGAUAUAAUGUUCAGUGUGUGGAGGUGUGAAAGAUUUCAGUCGGCUCCAAAGGAAUCUCAUCUCACUAGAGUUAAACGCACUAUUAGAUACCUCACUAGGACCACUGAAUUAGGAUUAUGGUAUGCUCAUUCCAACAAUUUUGAUUUAAAAGGUUUUUCAGAUGCAGAUUUUGCAGGUGAUAGAAUUGACAGGAAAAGUACUAGUGGUAUAUGCCAAUUGCUGGGGAAUGCUCUAAUUUCGUGGCAUAGCAAAAAACAAAAUUGUGUUUCCUUGUCAACCACUGAAGCAUAA